This is a messenger RNA of Chilo suppressalis (striped riceborer), 6849 nucleotides long. The record is from the annotation of a GenBank genome assembly. NCBI's taxonomy places the organism in Eukaryota, Metazoa, Arthropoda, Insecta, Lepidoptera, Crambidae.
GUAAGAAAGUGAAAAAAGCUUCGGUAGUAUGCCAAUUUCACAUGCAUUACACGUAUUUUUGUUUUAAUGUUUAUUUAAAUUAAGACCAUGGCUCCAUUUUUGUCUAUGUUGCGCAUUGGCAUUUAUAUUUUUCCAUUGGCAACAUCGUUCUAGUACAAAGCAAAAGCGAGUUGUGUCAAGAAUUAGUGCUUUUUCUUCGUAAAUUAAUCUCAUCAAAGUGUAAUAAAAUUGAAUAGUGUUAGUAGUGUUGUGAUGAGUUUGCUAGGUGAUAUUUCGUAUUUUCUUUACUACAUGCCAUUAGAGCGAUAAGUUGCGGAAAUGGCAAAGAAAUCAGAUAAUACUGGCGGAAAGCUGGUGACUGUGUCUAUUGUGGGAUUGUCUGGUACUGAAAAAGAUAAAGGGCAGCUGGGUGUUGGUAAAUCCUGCUUUUGCAACAGAUUUGUUCGAACACAUGCUGAUGAUUACAAUGUUGAUCACAUCUCAGUUCUGAGUCAGUCUGACUUCAGUGGACGUGUGGUGAACAAUGACCACUUCCUGUACUGGGGAAGCGUAUCCAAGGAGAAUGAUGACCAGGAGUACAGAUUCGAAGUUGUGGAACAGACUGAGUUCGUUGAUGACGCCUGCUUUCAACCAUUCAAAGUGGGUAAAACGGAAGCAUACAUCAAAAGAUGCGUGGCCACCAAACUUCAAUCUGCCGAGAAGCUUAUGUACGUGUGCAAGAACCAACUGGGCAUAGAGAAGGAGUACGAGCAGAAGCUCAUGCCCGAUGGGAAGUUGAGUGUGGAUGGGUUCCUGUGUGUCUAUGACGUGAGUCUUGUGCCUGGACGCAGCUGGGAGAAACAGAACGAAAUCCUCGCUGCGAUACUCCAGAACAUAUUGAAGUUGAAGAAGCCGGUAGUCCUAGUCACUUCAAAGAAUGACGAGAUGUGCGAUCAAGGUGUCAGAGAGGCCGAGCGCUUGGUACAACGCAAGGAGUUCAAGGGUUCGAUACCCAUCGUCGAAACGUCUAGCCACGAUAAUGUUAAUGUGGACCAAGCGUUUAUACUCUUAGCGCAGAUGGUCGAGAAAUCAAAGGCAAGGAUUAAGGUUGCUAAUUAUGCAGAAGCUUUAAGAAUAAGGAGAGAGAACCUCGAUUUUGUUACUGAAGCGUUCACGCAGCUCAUACGGAUACACGUCCAAGACCACAAAGAAAUGUGGUCGGCAGCUAGCAAAAGACUGUGCCACUACCCUGAAUGGGUGAAGUUUGUCCAGCAAUUUGGCAACGAUGGAACCCAGGUUGUAUAUCGUCGUCAUAUCAGGAGGCUCAAGGAAGAGAGAUCAGCGAAGAAGCUCAGGAAGCAACUGGCCAAACUGCCACAAGUACUAUCGAGAAUGCAGCUGCCCACUGAAGAUUUACAGGAAAGCGAUUGGCCAAUGGUGGUACGUCAGCUUCGAUCUCACCGCGACUUCUCGGUUUACUUCAGCGAAGGCCGAGCCCCCGACUCGGGCUCUGAGUCGGGCUCCGAACUGGAGAGUCCCCUCGGCGCUGAUACGACGCUGCGGGUCGGCGAACGGGCGCGAUACCAGACAUUGGGACAGUCGCAGAAGAUUCCUUACGAAAUUUUGGAGACCAACGAAGCGGCAGUGGUUUUCAAAACUUACCUACACGAAGCUCAAGAAGAACAGAGAAAUUACGAAUGGUGCCAGCAAUUCAAACGAUUACUAGAAGAAACCGGUUACGUCACACCCGGUAAACAGUUAUCGGAAGUUCGCGUACUCCUCAUGGGUAGGGAAUGUUACGAAGCUCUAUCCGAUGAACAACAACAGAGGGUUUACGAUCAACAUCAGAGGCAGAUUCAGCGACGCGCUAAAAACAACCUUCAGGAACUCCUAUUGGAACACGCCGAUUUAUUUUACCACUUUAAAAGCAUAUCUCCCACGGGAACUAUCACCCAAGAGGAUAUCAAGGAGAUAACAGAUGUCCUCCAGGAUGAUUUCAGGUACAAGAUGCUGGAUCGCAUGGAGCAAGACAGAAAGCUGAUGUUGUUUCAACAUUUGGGCUUCGUUCACUGUCCGAUGAGGGAGCACUGUCCCGCUGGCAGCAAUUGUUUAGAUGUCACGUUGCCAGUUAUACUCAACACUAGAGUUGGAUCUCUUACGUCGUCGAGUGAGUCACAGUGCCACGCCGGCCCCCCGGCCGCUCCUUGGGCGUUGACCACGGAUUCCAAUCAGAUCAACGUCAUUAUAUUGGGUGUGGAAGGUGUAGCCGGUGAAUUCGGCAAGCGUUUACUGGCCGGCUGCGAUUCGGAACGAAGGGUUUCCGUCCAAGGUCAGACGUGGCGGGUCGAACAACGCGUCAGAACUGACGACUUCACCACUGAAACUACUAGUAUAGAUGAGUUCGCGCCAAACGGAUAUUUUUGCGUGUUUCAAGACCAAGAAUCAUUUGAAUACAUUAGAGGUUGUGCCGAGAAGACUUUACUUUCGAGCCUUGAACAAGAGGACAAGUUACCUUUCCAGGGACUACCGUUGGUUGUGAUGUUUGUGCAAGACGAGGGCAUGGACAAGAAAGAAUUGGCGAGGCUGCAGGAGGAAGGCCAGAAUCUUGCCGAUAACUUACAUUGUUCUUAUAUGGAGGCGUCUGUUAAUGAGCUCGGUACAGAAGCAUUGACUGCUGACGCUGUCCAGGAGUUGAUUAGGGCCAACAGGGAGAAGGCCAGUUACGCACAUCUAUAUAGGGACCUUAUAGUAUGCUUCGAUUCCGAUAUACGGAUAAUGGUAUGCAUGUUCUGCGACGAUCCAUAUUCGCCUGAAAGAGUACUGAGUCCGCUCUUACUUCACAAAGCGUGUUUCCUCACCGGAGACAGGUCGAUAGUCAUAGAGACGUUCUUGGGCGAUUCCAAGAGGAAAGUCGAGGUAAUCAUAUCGAGUUUUCAUGGAGCAACGCAGUUCAGGGAGGAAUUGAUACACGGCUUCAUACUCAUAUACUCGGCCAAAAGGAAGGCCAGUUUAGCUACUUUAAACGCCUUCUCAAUGAACAUCCCCAACCUGCCCAUACAAAUGGUUGCUGUCACCGAUGGCGGCGGCUCCGCGGCGAGUGCGUUCUUCGGCACCGACGUCGGCCACGCGCUCAUCACUGAGGGCAACGCGACUGCCGACAGGCUGGCAGCGCAUUUCACCACAUAUACAUCCAGUGCUGAGAAUAAAUCGGCGUUCUACACACCAUUCUUUAAAGAAGUGUGGGAGAGGAAGGGUGAAAUCGAACGCGCUUUCCGCAUGGAACAACCCCCUCACAAUCUGCCAGACGUGGCUUCUGCGCGGCCUUUACCACCCCCAAGAAACCACUCCUACCACAACCACAAGAUGGAACACAAACUGACCAACUCCUUGGAUCUCCUCAUUGGUCCUGACUCUCGCGCCGACAUCGACUCCGAAUAUAGCGACACUAUGAACAACAAGAAUAGGGGCUUCUUGAAAGGUUUUAGUGUUUAUCCACCGCCUAGCACGCCACCAGAGCCAGCACCGCCUGACCAUAGAAUGCAUGACCUUUCACAUGGCGGUGGACUAUGGCAACCACCAAGCUAUGGACACCGUGCUUUUACAACGGGACGAACAAGACCUCAUCCGCCACCCCAACGCCCUAGACAUUCGCAGACUUUAAAGCAACCUGGAAAAUUAGAUAUGAAUAACUACACAAUGGUGAGCGACGCACUUCAACAUAUCACGAUAGGCCCUCCGCCCACCAGGGAAAGAAAGUCCCAGCGGUCGGGUUGGUCGCAUUCUAGCUCGCAGCAAAGCGGACACCACCAUCAUCCGUCCGGCGUUAGUUCCGAGACUGAGUUGGAUGUUCAAUACGCUCAGAUUAAAGAACCCAACGAAUAUAUGGAAGCGCCGUCAAUGAUGAGGCUGAGGAGACAUCGGAGGCACGAAAAGACGCCUUUACAUCAACCUUCAUUCUCGGAGACAGACAGUUCCGGUUCUAGUGAAGCUUCCGGUGCGGGCGCGAGAUCGCACACGCGACGUAGGCAUAACGCUCAUCACGCGCCCCGGCAUUACAAGAAACGGUCGUUAGGUAAUUUAGUCGCCGUGCAAAGUCCGCGAGUGCCUAAGUUGGGCAUGUUUGUGGGACCACCUGAACUGCCAACUAGUUAUCGGGCCAGAACGCAAGAGGAUAAAGCUGCUAGCGAAUCUAGUGAAGGCAGUUCCGAUGGCGAAACGCGGAGGCCGAGGCCUUUACCCUUACCACCGCAUCACGAACCCGCCCAUAAGAUAUUGGGUGCCGAAUAUCCGUCGUCUGCGCAAGAGAAUUCGUCGUCGAGCGCUGCCGAUACGAGGCGGAGAGCUCAUCCCUUCUCCAAACACGAUCGACGGCACAAGGAGUUCACAAAGAGCAAAGAUUCCAAAAAGAAUUCGUCACAAAUGUCCACAACCGCGUCACCCGCGAAUUGGGGUCCUCAGGGUCCACACGGCGUGCCUCUAUUCGUGGAGAAGUGCGUGGAAUUCAUAGAACGCGAAGGAUUAUCGUCGGAAGGCUUGUAUCGAGUGCCCGGCAAUCGAGCGCACGUAGACAUGCUUUACACGAAGUUCUACGAAGAUCCGAAUGUGGACAUGGAUUCAUUGGACAUCCCCGUGAAUGCGGUCGCGACGGCGUUAAAAGACUUCUUCUCAAAGAAACUACCGCCCCUACUCGACGAGGCUAGCAUGGCGCAGCUUGAAGAUAUCGCAGCGAUGCGGGGUUGUAUCGCGGGUGGGGUGGAACUAAAAGAUCGCAGCUGGCGACUGCUAGCUCUCCGCACGCUGCUCAACAACGCACUCACGCCGCUCGCGAGGGCCACGCUCGACUAUCUGUUGCAUCACUUCGCCAGGGUCGCGGACAACUCGAAACUCAACUCGAUGGACAGCAAGAACCUCGCGAUAUGCUGGUGGCCUACCCUGCUCCCCGUACAGUUCUCCGACAUGGGCCGGUUCGAGAUGACCCGGCCCUAUCUGGAGGACAUCGUGCAGACCAUGAUCGACCAGCACCCCUUCCUUUUUAGGGGGAAAGAGGCCUUCGUUAUGGUGUGAGGGCAGGAAGAACCCACAAUGCGGGUUGCAUUUGUGAUGGACGACGUCUGACGUCAACGAAACGAUGACGUCACGCAAAAUGGCGUUUAGAGCGGGACCGUUCCGAGUGAGCUAGAUACGCGUAAUGUAGUGUUUAAGCCCCUAUGUACAUUGGUCGCGCAGUUGAAUAUCGUUUCUAUUGCUUGGUAAUAAGGAUGUGCACGCGAAUAUAGAAUGACGUCGCACUGGAUCGCAUUUCGAUUGUUUAUAGUGGCUAAGAACGAAGCGUUAACGGUUUUUAUUAUAAUAAUAAUUAUAAUUAAUAACGAAACACUGUAAGCUGAAAUUGUUGUACGAUGUAAAGAUUGCGUCUGUCAAAUUUAAAAUUUUCGUUGAAACGACUCGUUCUCAUAUCAUAAACGCUUAGUGUAACGGCGAACGUUGAAUAUGCUUGCAAUUUUCUAUUACUUUUACGCGAAAGGCCGUUUGAUUAAUAUAAUAAGGAAGAAAAAAAACAGUAUUUAAUAAAUAUGUAUUACGAUUACAAAAAAACCUAGAUGUUAUUUGCAUCGUGGAUAGGUGUAAGCGGUACGUGCACAAGAAAUAUUUAACGGAUAUCGAUAUAAAUGGUUUAUAAUUACUAAGUAUUAUCGAAUAAUGUGUAAUUGUUUUUUGUAUGAUGGUGGAUAGUGAGAACGUCGUCUAAGCACAUUCCGUUCAAUCGAGAUGUAAUUGUGGUUUAAAUUGUUAAAUUAUUAUUAAAUAACACAAAAUAGUGAUAAUAUAUACUGUGUGUAUAAUUUUGUAUGGUACGUAAGCGAAUAUAAGGGAGGCUUGUCAUUUUAAUUAAAAAAAAAUGUGUAAAAAAUAUCUACCCACUUUAUUUCGUAAAGGAAGAUGAUUAGUUUUUAUUUACUUUUUAUAAAUACAUUUAGUAUGUAUAGCCGUUAAGGUCAAGAUUCUUUGAUGUAGUUAUGCAAAUAGAAACCUACAUUUAUAAACAGACUGAAUAAAUUAAUAACAUGUUAUAAUUACUUAACAUUUCAGUGAUAUACCGUCUCAUAUUGCGCAUAAAUGCUAUUAUGAAAUAUCUACCGACAUUCCCGCCAUCCAUCGGUACUUUUAUUAUAAAAUAUAUACGUUUAUACCGGUGGUUCCAUUUUGCAUAACUAUGACCAAAUGUUUUUGUUUGCGGGUACGCUACCUCCCAUUGUUUUAUAAAAUCUCAUUAAACACCAACCUUAUUGUGAAUUAUUAUGAUAUAAUUCUAUAACUUAUUAUAAUACAUAUUAAUAAUUAUUAUAUUACUCUGUAAGUAUUUUUACAUCACAAAAUAUUAUCACAUUCUAUUAUCAAAAUAUUAUAACAAAGUAUUUAUUUAAUUUAGUUGGUGAUAUAUUUUAAUUUAUGCGAAUAUUAUAACUAAAUUUUCCUUUUUUUUAUAGGAACAGAUUUUAUUUAAUAUUUUAUUUUAAUUAACGAUUGUGCACAUAAUAAAAUUGCUAAUGUUAUUUUUUUUAUAUAUAAAAAUAAACUGUUUCCAUCCGUGUUUUAUGAGGGCAGCUUGUUUAAUUUGAGACUGAUUUAAAUUACAUACGUAGUGCAUCUACCCUCGUUUCUCAUACAUAUGUUUUUGCGAUGCGAUUUUGCAGAUUGAUAUUAUAGAGUUUUUCAAUAAAGUGCAAUUCAAUACGUACUCACUGCUAGAUUAACGAAGGCAACUGAAUAUUAUUUUAUUUUUCAUUAAAUUACUUUCUUGAGAAAAGUAGCAGUCGUUUUCAUAUCAUACACUUGAGCGCAAUUAAAUCGACUUAGAUCGAGUUUUUU